UAAAUCUACAUAAAAAUGAGGCACUCCAAGAUGAUUCACAUGAAGGACAGACUCCUUGUGACAUCUCAGCUCAUUGACUUCAGGAGAUUGAUCAUGCAUCCUGCUGUGGUCUUCUUUCUCCUAACACACUCUGGUGGAGGUCAGUCUCAGGUGAUCGGUACAUAUCAGCCAAUAGUGGCAAUGGUUGGUGAUGACGCCAUUUUGCCAUGUCAUCUCAACACUGCUGUAGAUGCUACUAACCUGACUGUAGGGUGGGUGAGACCUGACUUUGAACCAAGAAUUGUCCAUUUGAGGCAUGACGGUGUGGAGCACCAGCUUGAGAAGCAUAAACUAUACAUGGGGAGAAUAUCACUGUCUACCAACGAACUGAAGUGUGGAGACAUUUCACUGAAACUCUCCAAAGUAGAACCUUCAGAUGCUGGGACAUACAGAUGCUUUGUUCCCAAAUUUAAAAUAGAAUCUGUGGUCGUGCAUGCUGUCGGUUCUGUCUCCUCACCUGAUGUAAGGAUUUCCAAAGUCAGCAAUGGAUUGGUGUUACAGUGUGAGUCUGCAGGCUGGCAUCCAGAGCCUGAGGUGUUGUGGCUGGACGGUGAGGGAAAGCUCCUCUCUCCUGGACCUACAGAGACAGUCAGAGGUCCUGAUGACCUCUAUACUGUCAGCAGCAGAGUGACUGUGGAGAUGAGACACUGCAACAGCUUCACCUGUAGAGUCCAACAGAGGAACAUCAACCAGACCAGAGAGACACACAUCCAGGUUCCAGAGUAUCUCUUCAUGGCCCAGUCUAAUGCUGCUCGCAUCAUCAUCUGCUUGAUUGUGUGCAUCCUGUCUGUUGUUGCAGUUGUAUUCAUUGUUUGGAAAAUGGGACAAAUAGAAAAAAAAACCUCAGACGGCAGCACAGAACUUCAGCAUCUGAUGGGGGGAGUAUUCAGAGAGAAGCUCAUGACAGGAAGGGACAACGCAAAGGCAAAACUUGAUGAAGAGUUACAAAAGAACAAGGGAGAACUGCAACAUGUACAACAGGUGAUUACAACACUGAUGGGCCAGAAGGAAGAUCUGAAGAACCAGAGAGAGAAACUCAUCUCACUACUGCGGGAGGACAAUGCAGAGAAAGAGGAGAAUGAGAAGGACCAGGAAAAUAUAGGAUUCAUGGAGAAAAAGACAGAAAAAAAGAAGAAACUUGAAAAGAUCAAAGACGAUGUGGAGAAGAGAAUGAAAGAACAUGGUGACCUGUUAAAGAAAACACAAACACUACUAAAGAUAACAAAGGAGAUGAAUAUUCAAAUGUCGGAAAGGAAGGAAAAACUACAGGCUAAUAGGGAGCAAAUAAAUGAAAACCUGACAGAGAGAGAGAAACAGAGAGAACUUCAGUCAGAGCAGCCAGAGAGAGAAGAGGAAAGGAAAGAUACAGUAUCUGCUGAUCAAUCAUGACAUCAUUUCCUGUUCAAAUCACACAAAGUGUAAACAUUCAGAAAAUCCGAGACAUUCUUUUUAGAUCUGUAGUGUCAUCAGUUUAAGCAUCUACCUGGUUAUUCCAAAGCAGAUAUAAACCCCAUGCACUUCGGUCCAUCUAUUCUCUGAACACAUCCUCCAGGUCAUGUGACUAAAGAAACAGUAACAUGUGUCAAAGAUGAGCAGAGCAGGUUGCUGAACUUUUCUAAAUUUUAGCUCAGCACUCAAAGUCUCUUUAUAGGUAUUAUUGUCUUUCUCAUUGUUGGGUUGCAUGUUGUUGUCUUUUUUAUUACACUGUGCUAUAAUCUUACUUUGGUAUAUUUGUUGUAACUCCACAGGAGGCUGUCCUUUACUGACGUAAAUAAAACUAGAAUUAUACUUUGCAAUUUUUUGUUCUACUAAUUUUUUUUUCUGAUGAUUGCUGCUAUACUAUUAUUUUUGCUGCAUUUGUUGUAAAUUAAUUUGUUGCUGUCCAGAAAUAAUGGGUUUGUACAACAUGUGUAAACAAUACUGAAUAAUUUAUGAAAUUUUGGAUCAGUAUUCUCCAAGAGUUUUUCUUUUAUUAAUGGCCCAAGUUAAGUGUUUUAUUCUUAAAAAACAUAGUUUGAGAGGACUUGGGACAUUAAGGAAUUUAAUUAAAGCUGUGUUACCUAAGUUGUGUUGUUCAGUUUCCUUUGGAUUAGUGUAAACUCUGCCCUCUGGUGGUGAGAUCAGCUCACAGCUGAAACAGGAAGAAACCUGUUGACCUGCAGCAUAAUCAGUCAGUCAAUCAGUCGUUUCUUAUCAACAUUCCCAAGACAACGGAAAAUCAAAUCAAAUGUGCAUAUACUUUUUUUUCUUUUUGCAGACACAGGUGCUUGUGUUUUAUAGUCUAGAAAUAUUUAAUUUUAUUAUCCUGAAAUUGUAUUUAAUAAAGAAUUAGGUUAACUUUU
Messenger RNA from Epinephelus lanceolatus (giant grouper), 2381 nucleotides. RefSeq names its product butyrophilin subfamily 3 member A2-like. Gene Ontology annotation, biological process: T cell receptor signaling pathway; regulation of cytokine production. Lineage: Eukaryota; Metazoa; Chordata; Actinopteri; Perciformes; Serranidae. Gene Ontology annotation, cellular component: external side of plasma membrane. Gene Ontology annotation, molecular function: signaling receptor binding. The record is from RefSeq and is a predicted model, not a curated record.